Messenger RNA from Closterium sp. NIES-67, 2729 nucleotides. The record is from the annotation of a GenBank genome assembly. NCBI's taxonomy places the organism in Eukaryota, Viridiplantae, Streptophyta, Zygnematophyceae, Desmidiales, Closteriaceae.
UAACUCCCUUUCACCACUUAAGCAGUGGCUAGGCACCACACGCUGUUGAUGCUGACUCCAGAGCUCGAAUGGAGCAUCCUUUUUCUAGUCGAUGCUUGGGCUGUGAAACCGAGUGCUCUUGUGCCCUGUACCCCGUUCCAUUGGAUAACCGGACCAUUAACUGACCUGCUACGGAAGGGCACUUUGUUUGAGUGGGGGAAGAGACAGCAGACGGCUUUCGAUGAACUGCGAAAUUUUCUGACGUCGCCCCCGGUCCUCCGAAUCGCCGACCCAUCUCGACCGUUCGAAGUCUUGACAGACGCUAGCGAUUUCGCCAUCGGUGCGAUACUGUUACAAGAUUUCGGCGACGGACUCCAACCCAUCGCGUAUGAGUCUAGGAAGUUGCAGGCAGCUGAGCGCAACUACCCCGUCCACGACAAAGAAAUGCUCGCCAUCGUGCACGCAUUCAAGGUGUGGCGAUGCUACCUGACGGGAGCCGACGUGACAGUACGGACAGACCAUAAAUCCCUACAGUACCUCCGCGCGCAGCCGAAUCUAAAUCCACGGCAGAUUCGCUGGCUGGACUUCCUCGAAAGCAACUUCCACUGCACCAUCACGUACAAACGUGGAGCGAAUAACAUCGCUGACGCACUGACAAGACCAUCCGCCCACCUCGCCUCCAUCAUCUCUCUUCUGCACAAACCAGCGAACCAACCCUACACAACAAGCUAUCGUGACCUGCUCGGACAACCGCUCACACAAGAAAGUAAUCCCGCUUCGCGCUCAACCAUGGCUGCGCCCUCCACUCGCGUUCAGGCUGCUGUGGUUCUGACCCUCCUCCUGUCAGCACUGGUCACUCCACCUGCUUCUGCUCUCAGGCUGGGGAUGAGAGCUCAAGUUCUGGCGUCCAUCAGCGGACCUCUUGUGUUGUGUGGCACGGGUGAGAUGGAGGGAACAGCCCAGCUGCAACUCGUGAGAAGGGGCAUGGCUGUCUUCCUCGCCUACAAUCUCAACACGCAUGCCUCCACUCGGCCCUCAUCCAAGCCCAAGCUCCUCACAGCCAACCCCUGCCCCUCCUCCUCCUCCUCCUCUGCCUCUUCCACUGCCACCACCGCCUCGCUCUCCCUCGACCCGUCUCUCUCUACCAAUCUUGGCACCUCUCUCUCUACCAAUAUGCUAAACACCACCGCCAACGCCGGCGCUGGUGCCUCGGCCACUCUGCUCAACACCUCGGCUGGUGUUGGCGCUGGUGUGGGCGUCUCUCUCCCCACCGGGACUGUCGCUGGUGUGGGCUCUCUCUCUGCCUCCACUGGCCUGAUGAACACAUCCGCUGGUGUUGGCGCUGGUGUUGGUGUCUCUCUCCCCAACGGCACCGUGUCUGCUAAGGGAGAUCUCUCUGCUUCCACCGGCCUCAUGAACACUUCUGCUGGUGUUGGGACCAGCGUUGGCGUCUCUCUUCCCAACGGCACCGUCGCAGCAGCAGGCGGUGUCUCUGCCUCCACGGGUCUCCUCAACACAUCGGCCGGCGUGGGAGCAGGAGUGGGCGUGUCUCUCCCCAACGGCACUCUCUCUGGCUCUGCCUCCCUUGGAGCCUCCUCCCCUCUCCUCAACACCUCAGCUGGCGUCGGCGCUGGGGUCAACGCAGGCUCGGGAGGCGUCCAGGCCAACCUCGGAGCCUCGGCGGGCCUUGGAGGCUCCGUCUCCGGCCUCAUCUCUGGCGUGGGAGGGGCUGUGGGCAACCUCGUAGGCUCGGUGGGGAACAUGGCAGGCUCAGCGGGGAACAUGGCAGGCUCGAUGGUAGGCUCGGUGGGGAACAUGGCAGGCUCGAUGGUAGGCUCGGUGGGGAACAUGGCAGGCUCGAUGGUAGGCUCGGUGGGGAACAUGGCAGGCUCGAUGGUAGGCUCGGUGGGGAACAUGGCAGGCUCUGUCUUCGUCUCUCUCUCCCCCAUGGCGGUGCUUAACGGUGGGUGGGUUGCCACCAGUGCUGGCACAUUUGCCAUGGUGGGCCGGACUCGGGUGUCUGCAGCUGUGGCAUCGGCCAUGGUGGCCCGCAUUUCCACCAACAUGCCUCUCUUCCUGGAAGUCCAGGUGGGCAUGCACCAGAGGCUGGUGGCGAAUAUGAAGUAGGGAGGGCAGCAGCAGGAGGGGCCAGAGAGGCGAGGGGGGGCGGGAGGGCAGUGACAUUGACUGGGAUCAACUGGCAGGUUGGUGAGGUGAUGAGGGUUUUGUGAUAUUGAGUUUUGCCAGUGAGAUUCGAGGAAAGUGAGUGGCGUAGCAGUGGUUGCGGCUGAACGGAAAAGUGUUGGGUAGCAGAUGCGAAGGAUGGUCCAUGGUGGUGCUGAGAUAUCACUCGGAAGAGGGGUCAGCUGAGGGGUCAGCUGAAGGGUGAGCUGAGGGGUGUUAGGAGGGAGCGAGUGUGGUAGUGGGGACAGUGAGAGACAGGCUGGUGGGAGGAAAGGGAAUGCGAUGGGGGGUAAUGCGAGGGAAGGCAACAGAGAGAAUGUUGGAGCGGGGCAGAUGAAGCUGCAAUGGCAGAUGGCAGAUGGCAUGUGAUGGACGAACCUGCAGGGUACCGAUGACUCCCUUUCACCACUUGAGCAGUGGCUAGGCACCACACGCUGUUGAUGCUGACGCCAGAGCUGGAAUGGAGCAUCCUUUUUCUAGUCGAUGCUUGGGCUGUGAAACCGAGACACCGACCUAGCCUUUGUGCUCUUGUGCCCUGUAACCCGUUCCAUUGUGAAUAAAACCUC